AUGGAAGAGGUGCACAAGAGCGGCAGUACCAGCUCAGUGACGCCUUCACAAACGGCAGCCGUACAAGGUACAACACUACAGGCAGCUCAGCUCUCUCAUAUUGCUCAACAGAUGUCUCUAAGAGGUCCUGCUCCCCUGACGGUCGUUCAGCUUCCUGGAGAGCAAGUCCAGGUCCAGGGAGUCAUUCAGACAGCUCAGUCCUCUUCUGUCAUCCACUCACCCCAGGUGCAAACCGUGCAGGUAUCUUCUUUGUCCGAGAGUGAGGAUUCUCAGGAUUCAUCAGAUAGCAUAGGCUCUUCACAGAAAGCUCGAGGCAUCUUAGCUCGUCGUCCAUCGUACCGAAAAAUUUUGAAAGAUCUUUCUUCUGAAGAUACCCGCGAUAGAAAAGGAGAUGAGGAGACUCCUGGUGUCUCCACUGUUACGUCGAUGUCCGUUCCCACGCCCAUCUACCAGACGAGCACCGGACAGUACAUUGCCAUUGCUGCGAACGGGUUACAGCUGGCCAGCCCGGGAGCGGAUGGCGUGCAAGGCCUGCAGACGCUAACGAUGGCGAACGCUGGGAGCACUCAGCCUGGGACGACGAUCCUGCAGUACGCACAGACGUCAGACGGCCAGCAGAUCCUCGUCCCCAGCAACCAGGUGGUUGUGCAGACUGCGUCGGGAGACAUGCAGACUUACCAGAUCCGCACCACGCCGACCACCACGUCCCUUCCUCAGACCGUGGUGAUGACGUCUCCCGUCACUCUGACGUCACAGACAAGUAAGACGGAUGAUCCGCAGUUGAAACGAGAAAUAAGGCUGAUGAAGAACAGAGAGGCUGCUCGAGAGUGCCGUCGGAAGAAGAAAGAGUACGUUAAAUGUCUGGAGAAUCGAGUUGCGGUCCUGGAAAACCAGAACAAAACUCUAAUUGAAGAGCUAAAAACUUUGAAAGAUCUUUACUGUCAUAAAAGUGUGUAAGAAAAGAAGGUAAAACUUUUGUGGACUGUUUAAAUUUCAGAGGAGAAUUUUUUUUUUUUUAUACUGAAUUUUUUAAACUAGAUGAAAGGUCAAAAAUGAAACUUUUCUACCUAGAUUUCACAGCUUAAAGACUAUAUAGAUUUUAUUUACAACAUGUUGGUGACA
This is a messenger RNA of Opisthocomus hoazin, 1122 nucleotides long. NCBI's taxonomy places the organism in Eukaryota, Metazoa, Chordata, Aves, Opisthocomiformes, Opisthocomidae. The record is from RefSeq and is a predicted model, not a curated record.